Molecule: messenger RNA, 438 nt
Organism: Mesorhabditis belari
Lineage: Eukaryota; Metazoa; Nematoda; Chromadorea; Rhabditida; Rhabditidae
Source: the annotation of a GenBank genome assembly
AUGUCGAUGGUUGGCCUUCUUUGUGGGCGAAUAUUCCGUUUUCUUCAAUCAUUUCUCGGCAUUUUCAAGCGAGCAUUGUGCUUUUUGAGGAAAAGAGACAAUAAUAUUGGAGAAUUGCCGUUUACAGUCGCUGUUCAACGGUCUCCAUCCGAAGAUUCACUACAAUACAGCCAAAAACCUGUUGACUCAUGGGAUUCAAGUUGGGAACAAAAAGCUGAAGUUGAUGGAAAGAUUGAACAGUAUCGAUUGGAACAAGAAAAACAGCGAACAAAAUCCGUUGAAGCAUCGGAUGAGCCAAAUUUCUUUGAUGACAUGGCUCCAGAUAUUAAAAAAGCGAAAAAGGUUCUUCUGAAAACAAAACGAUCCGGUGUACACCAAUCGAGAAAUCUUUUCGAUUUUAAUAAUGACGGGAUCACAGCUCUGACAACGGUUUGUAAA